Messenger RNA from Alnus glutinosa, 2131 nucleotides. RefSeq lists its product as uncharacterized. Bases 241 to 1794 code for a protein of 517 amino acids. The transcript is spliced from 2 exons. Lineage: Eukaryota; Viridiplantae; Streptophyta; Magnoliopsida; Fagales; Betulaceae. The record is from RefSeq and is a predicted model, not a curated record.
UCCCAUGCCUUCCUUCAACCUUGGUAACUCCGCUCUUUGAGAGAGAGAGAGAGAGGAGUAGUUGCAUGGCCCUUUUUACAUGACAAGCAACCAAAAGAUAUGAUCUAAUUAUAAGGGAAGAGAGAGAGAGAGAGAGAGAGCCAUUUAUUUCUUCGUUUCUUUCUUCCUCCAAGUCAAAGAUAUAAACAAAUUAAGAAAGAAGGUUUCUUCAUUUUUAGAGAGAGAGAGAGAGAGAGAGAGAUGGCAAUGGGGGGAUUUUACAAGGGAAAUGGGAGCAAUGGCUGGCAUAGAGGAAGGCCAUACGCGAUGAUGUUGCUUCUUGCAUUUGGGGCGGCGUUGCUUGGGGUGAUGGUUCUCCACAAGCUCAGAGAGAGGCGGAUCUUCACCCUUCUUCUCAAAGAGAAAGACCAGCAGCUCACCUCUCUUCACCUUCUCUUGCAGAAGGAAAGAGAUCACUCCGAGGAAAUGAAAAGGAAGAACGAAGAGAUGAAAACAAAGAUAUACUCCCUUAGAACCCAAAAGAUGGAGCUUGACAGAAGGAUUCUGGAGAAGCAGUCUAGUAUUGAUUCGCUAAAAGAUGAACAAAGAGCCAUGGAAUCUGCGCUCGAAGAAAAGCAGAAUGAGAUUAAAUUGCUAAGAGAGAAAGAAAUUGAUCCUGGAAGAGAAAACCUACAAGUAAUAGCUCUGAUGGAAAGCUUGAAGAAGAAGGAAGCUGAAAUAGAGGAUUUUAAGCACCGUACAGAUGACCCAUCAAGCCCGCCUGUUAAUUUAACUGUGAAUUCGCAGGUCUCUAAGGGUGCACAAGAGGGUGAACAACUGCAUGAAUCCGCCGGUUACAGAGGCGGUGAAGAUAGAAGCAAAAUUGAAUUGAACAAUUCCAGAGAGGCUGGGGCUACUACAGCAAGAGUUGAAGAUGGAACUGAAAAUAAAGCAGGAGAUUCUGAUAGGAGGGAGAUGAUUGGAGAACACAGGCAGAAGCCUCAAGAAUCGCACGAUGAAGUCAUUAACAAUGGAGAUUCUCAAGAACAUGACAGUCGGGAUCUUCGUGAAAUUCAAAAGGGUGGAGUCAAGUUAGAAGAGGCAGACAAUUCUGGUGGUAUUGGAAUAGGUUCUAGGGUGCGAGGGAAGCAUGGCAAUGCGGGUAAAACAAAGGGAAAGAGAUGGAGAAUGCUCGUGAAGAACCGGUGGCCGGAGAACAAUGCGAAUUCUGUAAAUAACGAAGCAGUGAGCAAGAGAAGCAGACAAAUUUUUCUAGACGAUGAAGAUGGAUUGAAGAGCAGAACUUCUGACAUGGCUAAACUGAAGAGAGAGGGAGUCAAUAACCCAAUGGAAGUAAGAAAAGCUGUCAACUUUUCAGAUGCCAAAUUGCAGGAUCCUCACGACGUUGAAGAUAGCAAAGAUCUGAAAAACAUGGUUGUGACUCUGAAUGCUGAUACAACUCAUCAGGUGGUGAUGGGACGAGAAAUAUUGUUGGAAAAUCUCCAUGCUGAUGUAAAUGAAGAAGUCCAGGUCCUGAAAAUUGGAAGUGGCAAUGGCACAUCCAGCAACAUUACAAUGGAUGUCAGAAAGCAGAAACUGGACGAAGGCAGUGACAUUCAACAACAGUCAAUCAGCAGUAAUGUCAAAAAAGUGGAACAUGAUGCUGAAGAAGCAGGAGUACUGGACGACACAAACGAAGUGUCGGAAGAUUUGGAGGUUGCCAAUGGAGAAGAUGAUGACCAUUUCUUCAGGGAAUCCAGCUCCGAUGUGGAAGAAGAAGAGUACAAAGAAGAAACGGAUGAGUCUGAGUUUUAGCUGAUAUACAAGUUCAAGUCUUCUGUUUGUAAUAGAUCUGUUAAAAGCAUAUGCGUGUCUGUAAGAGCAAUUCUGUUUGAUUAAGCAUGUUUAGAACUCAAUGGACCAGAUAGGAGACUAACUUUCAAGCAGGUGUUAUGAAACCAAAAUUCCACAUAAAUAAUUAAAUAGAAUACAGCGCCGUUUAGAACUGUGCCGCUCCCAAGCUCUGCUACAUGAACUUUUUCUUCUACACUCCUAAGUGCUUACUCCCAAAAACAGAAUAAGCAUAUAUAUGAUUAAACUUCGUUGUAAUGAAAAACUGACAUGGCCACUGCCACCUUAGGAAGUAAGUACU